UAAGACGUAGUCGUGAUCGCUGUGCUCUUUGUCGACCGUUAUUUUGUUGUCUCUAGUGAACCCUUCGAGGUUGAGAUCCGUUAUCAGUGGUUCGUGACGUUGCCAGGUUCCUGGAGUGCAAACGGCUCGAAUUAUGUACAAUUUUGCGGGACUGUUUGGACUGGGCCUCAUACUGGUAGGCUUGUUCUCGGAAGGAUUAGCUCAAGGCCAAAAUGAACCCUGCUUCAAUCCGAUUGGUCAACCUGGUCUCUGUGUGUUCCUUAGGGAAUGCCAACCAUUACUGGAUAUCUACACCAAACCAUUGAUUACUCCGGACGAAAGUAGCUUUGUCCAAAGCAGCAGAUGCGGUUCCGCAGCAGGCAAGCCAUUAGUAUGCUGUGGUGGCCUAUCAGCAGGUGGUAAUAGCGGUGGUGGAAAGGCCACCCUGUUGAAACCACCACAAUGCGGUCGUGAUCUCUCGAACCGCAUCGUUGGUGGACAGGCUACUGAUCUGGAUGAAUUCCCUUGGACGGCGGUGAUACAGUAUCGCAAACCCGACGGAAGAUAUGGAUUCCACUGUGGUGGCUCGUUGAUCAGUUCCCGCUAUAUCGUCACGGCGGGACAUUGUAUUAAUGCUAUCCCUCGCGGUUGGCAGGUGGUUGGAGUUCGACUUGGUGAAUACAACCUAUCGAAUGAUGGACCGGACUGCAAGGACAACGUGUGCGCCGACAUUCCCGUCGAUGUUGGUGUUGAAAAGAUCGUCGUACAUGAGAAUUACAAUCCUCAAGUUAAGAGCCAGUAUAACGAUAUUGCAUUAAUCAGAUUUGACCGCGAUGUAUCGUUCUCCAUUUAUAUUCAACCGAUUUGUUUACCGGUCGAUGAACCAGAACGAUCUCGUAACAACGUAGGAACGAAAGCUUUUGCUGCCGGAUGGGGACGAACUGAAACCGCAAGCGCCAGCGACGUUAAGCUAAAGGUAGAAUUAGACAUCACUGAUAUGAACCGUUGUUCCGCCGUCUACAGACCUUCCGGUUUGACUUUGCGGGACACGCAGCUGUGUGCCGGCGGCAAAAAAGGUGAAGAUACCUGCAGUGGCGAUUCCGGUGGUCCCCUAAUGAAGCGCAUCAAGUCCAAUUACUUCUUGUUCGGAAUCGUAAGCUUUGGACCAAACAAAUGCGGAACCAAGGACGUGCCCGGUGUAUACACGAACGUGGCCAAAUACGUCGACUGGGUUGAGAAUAAUCUGGAGUAGUACUAUCUUGAUGGGAAUAGUAACUGCAAAAUGGAACCGCGCGGGGAGAUUUCAGUCGAGAUUAUAAUAUAUGAGGACUA
Messenger RNA from Sabethes cyaneus, 1311 nucleotides. RefSeq names its product CLIP domain-containing serine protease B4-like. The record is from RefSeq and is a predicted model, not a curated record. The transcript has 5 exons. Gene Ontology annotation, molecular function: serine-type endopeptidase activity. Gene Ontology annotation, biological process: proteolysis. Bases 134 to 1231 code for a protein of 365 amino acids. Lineage: Eukaryota; Metazoa; Arthropoda; Insecta; Diptera; Culicidae.